Molecule: messenger RNA, 2991 nt
Organism: Pogoniulus pusillus (Red-fronted tinkerbird)
Lineage: Eukaryota; Metazoa; Chordata; Aves; Piciformes; Lybiidae
Gene: GK5
Product: glycerol kinase 5
Exons: 16
Coding region: 432-1895 (487 amino acids)
Biological process (GO): triglyceride metabolic process; glycerol-3-phosphate biosynthetic process; glycerol metabolic process
Cellular component (GO): mitochondrion
Molecular function (GO): kinase activity; phosphotransferase activity, alcohol group as acceptor
Source: RefSeq, a predicted model, not a curated record
GGGGCGCGGGGCUGGGGGAGCUGCGGAAGCCGCCUUGCGCAUUUAUGGCUGCGAGGCCGAGAAGUGAGGGCUACCCGGCCCCGGGCGGGAAUCGGCGGGUGAAGGCAGCCUGCGCCUGUGGGCCGAGCGUCUCUGAUCCGAGGCUCCGCGUCCCGCCCGGAGGCGGCGGGAAGCGUUCACUGCCGCUCCUCCAGCCUUGUUGCAUGAAGUGCGCGGCUGCCCCUUGAGUCUGCUCGGGUGGAGACGACUUUUAGAGGGUUUCUCAGACCAACCUGGGUGAAACGAAACCCGCAGACUAGCUGAGGGCUCUAAGGACAUAGCAGCGCUGCACGCAGCCUGUUGCCUCUCAGCCUUUGCUGCCGCCCGCCUUUCCCCUUCGCUCUAGGCACCUGUCGGCUGGUCCUUCUCCGGACUGCUUUCGUUAGUGGGGCAUGGCUGAGACCCGCCUAGGACUUGCCUUUACGCCUCUGAAAGUGGAAUCACUUUAUCCUCGUCCUGGCUGGGUUGAAUUAGAUCCUGAAGUGUUGUGGAGUCAGUUUGUUGGUGUAAUAAAAGAGGCUGUACAAGCUGCGGGACUUCACAUGAGACAAAUUGCUGGUCUUGGCAUCUCAACGCAGAGGGCAACUUUCAUUACAUGGCACAAGAAGACAGGGAAACCUUUUCAUAAUUUCAUAAGUUGGCAAGAUGUAAGAAGUGCUGAACUUGUGAAUUCCUGGAAUAAGUCCCUUCUGUUGAAGGUAGUACAUCUUAUUUUUACAGUGCUUCAUUUCUUGACGGGGAGUGAUCGCUAUUUGGCACCAAGUUUUUUUACCUUUUCAACACAGCAAACUUCUAUGAAGUUGUCAUGGGUUUUUAAAAACAUUUAUGAGGCUGAAGAAGCUGCCAGAAGAAAUGAUUGCUGCUUUGGAACAGUUGAUACGUGGUUACUGUAUAGGCUGACUAAAGGUUCUGUGUAUGCUACGGAUUACUCCAAUGCCAGUGCUACAGGUGUUUUUGAACCCUUUACGAAAUGCUGGAACCCCACUCUGUGUAAUUUACUUUCUAUUCCCAUGUCUAUUUAUCCACCAGUGAAAGACACAAGCUGCAACUUUGGAUCAGCUGAUUGUGAAAUAUUUGGGGUACCUAUUCCGAUAAUGGCAGUGGUGGCUGAUCAGCAGUCAGCUAUGUUUGGAGAAUGCUGCUUUCAGCCAGGAGAUGUUAAACUGACCAUGGGAACAGGUGGAUUCUGGAACGUGAAUACUGGCCAGCAUCUCUUUGCAUCACGGAGAGGUCUGUAUCCACUGAUUGGUUGGAAGAUUGGGGAAGAAGUUGUUUACUUGACCGAAGGCUGUAUGUCAGACGUGGGCACUGUCAUCAGAUGGGCUCAGGAUAUAAAUCUUGUCACCAGUGUAGAUGAAACAGAAAAAAUGGCAUGGAGUAUUGUUGAUUCUCAAGGUGUUUGUUUUGUUCCAGAUUGUCAGGUUUCUGUCAAAGACCCUCCCCUGUGUGCCUCUUUCAUGGGGCUGAAACCUUCCACUACCAGAAACCAUCUUGUGCGAGCUAUAUUGGAAUCUGUAGCUUUCCGAAACAAGCAGCUUUAUGACAUCAUUGUGAAGAAGGUACGCAUUCCUCUUCAUACGAUUCGAGCUGAUGGAGGUGUCAGUAAUAACAGUUUUGUCAUGCAGAUGACAUCAGAUUUAAUUAAUAAGAGGAUAGAAAAACCUGCAAAUGUAGACAUGUCGAGUCUCGGUGCAGCUUUUCUAGCAGGCCUUGCUUCAGGAUUUUGGACUGACAAAGAACAACUAAAGAAGCUGAGGCAAGUAGAAACCGUUUUUGAGCCCCAGAAGGACUUGGAGGAAUACAAACCUGCAAUGGAUACUUGGCUGCAAGCAGUGAAACAUUCCCUGCACUGGUAGAAAUGGGCAUUUUAGUUAAAUGAUUUAAGUCUUGUAAUUCAGAGGUGUAUGAAAUCUCAACGUGACACUAAAAACCAGAACUAAAAUUCAUGAUGGUUAUAUAUAUCUAAGUUUAACGGUACUUCAGCUACCCUACUCCUAGAUGACUCAGCCACACUAGUGAACUUUUCCUGUCACCCCUAUGACAGCUGUAGUCCAGCUGCAGAAUUGGUAGUCCAGCUGCUUGAAUCCUACCAUGUACUAGACAGAGAUGGGGAGUUUUUUCUUAUGAUGGGUUUUCUACUGAGGAACUCACUGCCCUUCAGAUCUGUAAAGUCUUUGGUAUGUUAAUCAUCGAGGCAGAAAAGAAGGCACAUAUGCUUCCCUAGGCAUCUCUACGAGGUGUAAAAUGAUUGUUCAGGGGUGACUUAUGAUGAACUCGAUUUUAAAGAAAGUAUCUUUGUCAGUAACCUGUUACCACCUUUUGGUUAACUUUGCAAGGAAGCAUCUGACCCAGCUCUGUGAUGAUGUUUUUAUGCACUAAAAUCAGAUUAAAUACAAAAGCAAAUAGGUUUUCAGUAUGCCAUGAAAAGAAAAGAAGCUGAAAAAAAAAAUCCAGCUGGUGCUUCUUAUGUAACUUGUAGCUUAGCUGUAAAAAAAGAAGAGUAAAUUAUAAAGACCAGAAGCUGUCUAAUCUGGCAUGAAUAAUACAAAUAGAUAGCAUACCUGUAACUACUUUUAACUUGUAAAAAUCUGUCCUAUUAGCUUAAAUCCUAUUCUUAUCUAAAAGGAAGUAAGAAAAAGUCUAUUUUUGAAGCUACGAAUUUUAUAUUUUUAAAACAAAUAAUUAAAGGAAUGUAUAGGUAAUUAUUUUUAUGUAUUUGUUAAUCACUCGAAUUACAGUUUUCUCAGGAGUUACGUGUAAAUUGAUUCGGAAAAUUUAAGAUUAUUAGAAUUUCAUUUCCGAAUUGUACUGCAUCCACCUCUGGGUGACUGUGUUGCUGGGGACCGGUUUCUCGGGGCUGGAUCCAGUGCCUGCUGCUCCUCCGAAGCGUGGCUGCCGCGCAGGGUCUGAGCGCGGUCGCGGAACACUGGGGCCGGACGAGCUGCUCAGCGG